Melospiza georgiana is the source of this 3934-nucleotide messenger RNA. Its product is annotated as H(+)/Cl(-) exchange transporter 5. Gene Ontology annotation, biological process: chloride transport; transmembrane transport. Gene Ontology annotation, cellular component: synaptic vesicle; Golgi apparatus; membrane. The transcript is spliced from 13 exons. The record is from RefSeq and is a predicted model, not a curated record. Bases 111 to 2531 code for a protein of 806 amino acids. NCBI's taxonomy places the organism in Eukaryota, Metazoa, Chordata, Aves, Passeriformes, Passerellidae. Gene Ontology annotation, molecular function: voltage-gated chloride channel activity.
CCCGCCGGAGGAGCCGCCGGAGGGGCCGCGGGCGCCGGGCCCGGGACGGGCCAGGCCGGAGAGAGCGGGCCGGGGUACGGGAACAGGGCUGAGGUUUGGAAGCUCUGGCCAUGGAUCAGAAGGGCUUUCGUCGGGGGAGCUUCCAGAGUGCCACCAGCGAUGAGGAUAUGCUGGAAAUCACUGGAGCAUCCAUGGAGUUCUCCAUGGCCGACGAUGACCCGCCCCUCGACAGGGAGAUGGGAGCAGGCUUCUCCUUAUAUAAUGGAGGAGGGAUGAACGGCACGAGCACCAUGAUGGAUUUCCUGGAGGAGCCUCUGCCUGGCGUGGGCACCUACGAGGAUUUCAACACCAUAGACUGGGUGCGAGAGAAGUCCAGGGACCGAGACAGGCACAGGGAGAUCACCAACAGAAGCAAAGAGUCCACCUGGGCCCUGCUGCACAGCGUGAGCGACGCCUUCUCUGGCUGGCUGCUGAUGCUCCUUAUUGGUUUGUUGGCAGGUUCCUUGGCAGGUCUGAUUGACAUCUCUGCCCACUGGAUGACAGAUCUGAAGGAAGGAGUGUGUUUGGCAGGGUUCUGGUUCAACCAUGAGCACUGCUGCUGGAAAUCCAACACCACCUUCACCGACAGGGACAAGUGUCCUGAGUGGAAGAGCUGGUCCCAGCUGAUCCUUGGCCAUGGAGAGGGGGCCUUUGCAUAUAUCCUCAACUACUUCAUGUAUGUUAUCUGGGCCUUGAUGUUCUCCCUCCUUGCUGUGCUCCUGGUGAAGGGCUUUGCUCCCUAUGCCUGUGGCUCAGGGAUCCCAGAGAUCAAAACUAUCUUAAGUGGUUUCAUCAUUAGAGGCUACCUGGGCAAGUGGACGCUGGUCAUCAAAACCAUCACCCUGGUGCUGGCCGUGUCCUCGGGGCUGAGCCUGGGCAAGGAGGGGCCCCUGGUCCACGUGGCCUGCUGCUGUGGGAACAUCCUGUGCCACCUCUUCACCAAGUACCGCAAGAACGAGGCCAAGCGCAGGGAGGUGCUGUCAGCAGCUGCUGCCGCCGGUGUGUCUGUGGCUUUUGGAGCUCCCAUUGGAGGAGUGCUCUUCAGCCUGGAGGAGGUGAGUUACUACUUCCCUCUGAAGACCCUCUGGCGUUCCUUCUUCGCCGCACUGGUCGCCGCCUUCACCCUGCGCUCCAUCAACCCCUUCGGCAACAGCCGCCUCGUGCUCUUCUACGUGGAGUUCCACAUGCCGUGGCACCUGCUGGAGCUGGUGCCCUUCAUCCUGCUGGGGAUAUUUGGUGGGCUCUGGGGAGCUUUCUUCAUCCGCAGCAACAUCGCCUGGUGCAGGCGGCGCAAGACGACGCGUCUGGGCAAGUACCCGGUCCUGGAGGUGAUCGUGGUGACGGCCAUCACGGCCAUCCUGGCCUUCCCCAACGAGUACACCAGGAUGAGCACCAGCGAGCUGAUCUCGGAGCUCUUCAAUGACUGUGGCAUUUUGGACUCGUCCAAGCUCUGCGAGUAUGUGAACGAUUUCAACAGCACCAAGGGGGACGAUCUGCCCGACCGCGCCGCUGGCCCCGGCGUGUACACGGCCAUGUGGCAGCUGGCAUUGGCCCUCAUCAUGAAGAUCUUCAUCACAAUCUUCACCUUUGGCAUGAAGGUGCCCUCGGGGCUCUUCAUCCCCAGCAUGGCCGUGGGGGCCAUCGCGGGCCGGCUGCUGGGGGUGGCCGUGGAGCAGCUGGCCUUCUACCACCAUGACUGGGCCAUCUUCAGCGGCUGGUGCAGCCCGGGCGCCGACUGCAUCACCCCCGGCCUCUACGCCAUGGUGGGCGCUGCCGCCUGCCUGGGGGGGGUGACCCGCAUGACCGUGUCGCUGGUGGUCAUCAUGUUCGAGCUCACCGGGGGGCUGGAGUACAUCGUGCCCCUGAUGGCAGCGGCCAUGACCAGCAAGUGGGUGGCCGACGCCAUCGGCCGCGAGGGCAUCUACGACGCGCACAUCCGCCUGAACGGGUACCCCUUCCUGGAGGCCAAGGAGGAGUUCUCGCACAAGACGCGCGCCAUGGACGUGAUGCGGCCGCGCAAGAGCGACCCGCCCCUGACGGUCAUCACGCAGGACACCAUGACCGUGGAGGACGUGGAGACCAUCGUCACCAGCACCACCUACAGCGGCUACCCCGUGGUGGUGUCCCAGACAUCCCAGUGCCUCGUGGGCUUUGUCCUCAGGAGAGACCUCAUCAUUUCCAUCGAAAACGCCCGGAAGAAGCAGGAUGGGAUCGUGAGCACCUCAAUUAUUUGUUUCACUGACUACUGUCCCCCCCUGCCUCCAAGCUCCCCGUCUGUGCUGAAGCUCAGGAGCAUCCUGGACCUCAGUCCCUUCACGGUGACGGACGAGACGCCCAUGGAGAUCGUGGUGGACAUUUUCCGCAAGCUGGGGUUGCGCCAGUGCCUGGUCACUCACAACGGGAAGCUUCUGGGGAUCAUUACCAAAAAGGAUGUACUAAAGCACAUUGCACAGAUGGCCAACCAGGACCCCGAUUCCAUCCUCUUCAACUAGAGGCAGACUGUAGGGAUUGUGUGUCCCACAUACCUGGAACUUUCUAGCCCAUCCUGGGUAGACUUUCCUAUUUUUAUUGAGACCAUGGAACUGUUUCCAGCGUUUUCCUCCAUGGAGCUGAAGAAGAUGUUUUUUUUCUACCAGAUAAUGAAUUGCACUACGGAAUCUGUGGAACAUGAUCUUCUUUUUAGAAGAAAAAAAAGAGACUUUAUUUACGUUGCUUUUGUGAAGUUGCGUUGGAAAGAUUCCAUGAAGGAGUAAAAGCAAAAUGUUAGAGAAUUGUAUUUCCUCCUCUUCUUUUGUUGGAACUGCUGUUACGAAUGUGGGGAGGAAAAGCCAAGGUGUUUGUGCACUUCCAGAGGUGUGGAAGGAGCAGGGUGGUUUUGCACACAGUAUUCAGGUGGUGGCAAAGGGACAGGGCUGGCCUCAGGGUGGUGUAUUCCCAGUUGUCCCCUUGGGAAAAAUCACAACCUUGGGAAGCCAAAACAGGUGAGAGAAAAAUAAAAUUUAGCUGGCGGAGGCUGCUUGGCUGAAAGAAGGAAAAAAAAAAACCCAGUAAACCAACCCACUUCCCCCCCCCAUCAGAUCUCCUUAAAAUGGGGCCCAGUUUCCGAUUGGGAAGAUGCUGGUUUUGAAUUAAUUAGUGAAUAUAUUAAUUACUCUGCCACUGCCUUGUCAGGAGAACCCCAAGGAAGAGAUAGGAAGAGUUCACAGGUGUCUUCCCAUCCUGCUGCCUUUCUCUGAUCCAUUCCCAAGGAUUCCUUCUCUCUGAUUUCCCUUGAGCACUGAAAUCCCAGAGGCUGAGUCCUGAAUUCCUGCCCUUCCCCAAGCCCGGUGGUGCUGGACGUGGCACAGGUGGCUCCUCCUCACCCUGUCCCGCUGCAGAGCCCGGUGCCUGGGGCACAGAUGCUGUCCCUGCUCCCUCCUGUCCCUGGAUUCCAGCUGGAGGAUUCCCAGUAGGGAAUUCCCAGGUCUCCUUUGGCCAACAACUGUGCAAGAAACCCUUCCCACCACAGCCUCCUGUGCUCGGUCCCUGUCCCAGUGCUGACCAAAGGAUUCUCCUGUUAAUAAAACUGUGCCCAUUUACUGGAGUUUGGGAGGCUUCUGGAUCCCUUUGGAGACUGAUGCUCUUCAUCCUGGCCUCAGUUUCAUGUUUGUGGGCAUUGGGGACUUCUGGCUUGACUUGGCUGGGUCCCUCUCAAAAUCUCUCUGAUACAAACAAAUUCCUUGUCUUUCCAAGGAGCAAAAGCCAGAUUCUUGAUCUUCCAAAGCCAUCCAGCAGCCAGCCCCUGCUCUGCUGCUUCCACCUGAUGUCUCAAUCCUUGUACAGCUCAAAGCUGCUUCAACCUGAGAUGUCACUGAUGGAUCCGGUUCCUUCUGCUUGGGAAAUAAACGCCUGGACU